CGCCAUUAUGUUGCGACCUGCGCAGUAUACUGCCAAACAAACGUUUUACAUUAAAAAUAAAACGGCUUAAAGUUGAGCAUUGUAGAAUUAGAAAAAAAACUCAGUUUUUUGCAAUUUAAGACAAGAACAUUGUGUUAAAAGUGAAUCAGUCAUUUUUUAGGUUAUAAUGUCUGCAGUCACCCAAGAUAAAAACGAAAUUGAUAUCCAAAGACUACCCGUAAACUCCGAAGAGCACAUUUUUUACGACUGGGUCAUAAAAUACAAGAAAUCACAUAUUUUACACUCGAUUUGUGCAAGUGCAGAGAAAUGCAAAGACCUGUCACAAGAACCUUGUUUACUUUGCUUAUAUACGCGAACUCUGGAUAUUCCACAUUUGCCUGAAAUGGUGUUUCCAAAUAAUGUUUUGACUCUUAAACACAGUUCAGGGGGGCAAAUUGAAUUUAAUGCUUUGGAUGCGCUUAAAACUGUUGCUAAUGGGAAAUUGCCGAUAAAAGUGGCUUGUUCAGAAGAGUGGAGUGAGUCAAGACCCCCUGAACAUUUGAACCAAAAAAUUAAACCGUUUGAUUGGACGUUUAGUAAUGAUUAUAAAGGGACAAUCACAGGACCUGUACAAGUAGUGACAACUGAGGAAAGGAUCAAUAUUGAGAAAUUAAAAGAAAAAGAAAAGAUUUUAUUUUAUCAAGAAUUAAUGCUUUAUGAGGAUGAAUUACAUGAUAAUGGAAUUUCGUCAUGCACGAUAAAAAUCCGUGUAAUGCCCAGUUCUUAUUUUAUUCUGCUCAGAUUUUUUCUAAGGGUAGAUAAUGUUAUGUUAAGAGUAAACGAUACAAGGCUUUAUCACGAAUUUAACACAAAUUAUAUCUUGAGGGAAUACACAAAUAAGGAAUGUGCAUUUGGUGAUGUAGAAUUACCAUUAAAUGUUUUUGGUAAUCCAAAUGUUUUAUCCCCUCAUAUGCCUGUAAGGACUGCAGUUUAUGAAAAAUUAAUUUUUGGUGAAUGUAAACCUCCAACAGAAGGGGCCGCGGAUGAAUGUUCUAUACAAAGUACAAGCAGAAGCGAGUAAUUUUCAGUAUAUAAGUGCAUUUAAUAAAUUAUUUUUUGAAAUCA
This is a messenger RNA of Tribolium madens (black flour beetle), 1104 nucleotides long. Its product is annotated as TIP41-like protein. Lineage: Eukaryota; Metazoa; Arthropoda; Insecta; Coleoptera; Tenebrionidae. Gene Ontology annotation, cellular component: cytosol. The record is from RefSeq and is a predicted model, not a curated record. The transcript has 5 exons. Gene Ontology annotation, biological process: TOR signaling. The coding region runs from base 167 to 1060 and encodes 297 amino acids.